Messenger RNA from Pollicipes pollicipes, 1547 nucleotides. Its product is annotated as fibrocystin-L. Bases 93 to 1547 code for a protein of 484 amino acids. NCBI's taxonomy places the organism in Eukaryota, Metazoa, Arthropoda, Thecostraca, Pollicipedomorpha, Pollicipedidae. The transcript has 10 exons. The record is from RefSeq and is a predicted model, not a curated record.
GGGGUCAGCUGGGCCUGGCCGACAGCAGUGGCAUUGGAGCGAUCAGCUACCAGUUUACAGUCUCUGACAUAUCACCGCGCCUCGUCUCCGCAAUGGGAGGAUCCACCGUGCGGAUCACGGGUCAGGGGCUAGCCGCCGACUGCCAGAGACUGGACAUCACGGCCGGGGACGCCUUCGUCUGCGAGCCGGUCACCUGUACCGACACGGAGAUCAUGUGCCUCGUCAACAGACGCCGGCGCCGCCACGUGAUUCGCAACAAUGCAACACACCCGCGUUACGGCCCUGGCUACCUGUGGCAGCCGCAGCACCUGACCGUGUGGCCCGGUGACCUGGUCACCUGGCGCUGGGCGCCGGGCCAGGUCAGCUCCGACCAGGUGGGCUUCUCGGUGCACCAGACGGCCGACCAGCACUCGGACGCGUACGACGGAGCCGGCUUCAACAGCGGCGACAAGACGCCGCAAGGAUCAUUCACCACCAUGCUGGAGGACAUCGGCACCGUCUUCUACUCUGGCGAGUCGGUCGGAACCAACGCAGUGCGCAUGCGCGGGGUCAUCCACGUGGUGGCGCCGCCGGCUGGCAGCGGUGUCCUGUCCGUCCGGGUGGGCUCCGUUGAGGCGGAGUCGACACCAACCGACGGGGAUACGCCGGCGUUCGUCCCCUCCGAGGUGUGCUCCGAGGACCCGGCGCCGGCCGCCUGCCCGGCGUCGCCGGCGCCUCUUGUGCUCACGGCGGCAGACUGCGUCACCGCCCGGGUCACCGGGGUCAGCGUCGCCUCUGGCGACGACAGUGCUGGACACAUGGUGGAAGCCGGCUCCGAGCUAACCAUCUCUGGAGCCGGCUUCUCCGAGACCGCCUGCCACAACCGGGUCACGCUGGGCUCCGGCGCCUGCCAGGUCACCUCGGCGGGCGCGGCAGUGAUCGACGUGGCCGCCGGUCUGAAGUACUUCAGCUCCGAGCCGGUGGUGUCCGGCCUCUCGCCGACCAGCGGCUCCCCGAACGGCGGCACGCUGCUCACGCUGACCGGCUCCAGCCUGCUGCCGGCGUCAACAGAUGGCAGCACAGCUGUCCUGGUUGGAGGUCAGGCGUGCCAGGUGCAGACGAACACCCUGUCCACGCUCACCUGCUUGACCCCGGCUUCGGCGGCCGGCCAGGCAGGCCCGAUGCCUGUCAAGCUCGUCUGGGAUGAGGAUGGCGUGGUCAGGACACUGGGGAAUAUGACCUUCACCUACGACAUCAGCAAGUCUCCAACACUGACUUCGGCCCAGGUGGCGACGAACGCGCAGAGGACGCUGACCAUCUCAGGGACGAACCUGGGCAGCAACGCCUCCGACAUCGUCAUCCGGCUGACACCGGUCUCGAGCGCCGCCCGUCGGCGUCGGCACGUCGACCCGCCGCGCGACACCGAAGUCAUCGACCCCGACGACGUCACCGAGGCAGAGUCGCCUGCCGAGGGCGGCGCGCAAGAGGACGCGGCCUUCUGGAGUCGCUUCUGCGACGGCCGCUGCGCCAACUUCGACGAGUUCCCGAGCUGGACUACCUGGAGCUGA